AACUCGACAUCCACCUCGACAGAGAUACAAUGGCGCCCUCCAGAACGUCGACUGUAAAGUCGAAACAUGCAACGAACAAGUCUGGUAUCCGAAAUAGCAAGACGAGCACAAAGCCCCAAAGCGAUGGCGUGUCGAAGUCGAAAAAACCAAAGAGCAAGGGUGCUCCACCAAAGCCGCAGAAGGGUGCUAGCAGCCUCGCCGCGCUGAAGAAGAAGAGAAGGAUAUACACGGAGAAGGAACUGGGCAUCCCGGCUCUGAACAUGAUUACGCCGGUCGGGGUGGAAAAACCGAAAGGGAAGAAGAAGGGCAAGGUUUUCGUGGACGAUCGGGAGAGCAUGAUGACUAUUCUGGCGAUGGUGAAUGCGGACAAAGAAGGCCAGAUCGAGUCCAAGAUGAUGAAGGCGCGGCAGAUGGAGGAGAUUCGAGAGGCGAGAAAGGCGGAGGCUGAGAAGAGGCAGGAGAUGAGGAAGUCGAAAUUAGAUGAGACGAAGGAAGGGAUAAGGAAGAAGCGCAAGAGGCACUCUUCUUCUGGAGACGAGGACAAGGAGAAUACAAAACAGGAGGCGGCUGCUGGGACGAAGCCGCUUAAGCCUAAGAAGAAGAGCGUUUCUUUUGCUUGAGUGUUUGGCCAGUUGGGAAAUCAAUCACGGUAUCUUGGCGUUUUGGCUAUGGAGUUUGGGCAAUGGCUUUCUGUGGUACAUAAAAAGUCAACGAUACCAAGUGUUUCAUUGAGUUGUAGUCAAAAUCAAUCCACAAUUGACAGGAGAUGGGCCCAUAUAUUUCUCCU
Molecule: messenger RNA, 787 nt
Organism: Amorphotheca resinae ATCC 22711
Lineage: Eukaryota; Fungi; Ascomycota; Leotiomycetes; Helotiales; Amorphothecaceae
Exons: 2
Coding region: 30-620 (196 amino acids)
Biological process (GO): intracellular mRNA localization; ribosomal large subunit biogenesis
Cellular component (GO): nucleolus; preribosome, large subunit precursor
Molecular function (GO): mRNA binding
Source: RefSeq, a predicted model, not a curated record